Molecule: messenger RNA, 893 nt
Organism: Struthio camelus australis
Lineage: Eukaryota; Metazoa; Chordata; Aves; Struthioniformes; Struthionidae
Source: RefSeq, a predicted model, not a curated record
ACAUGGCAUAUUCUUCUGAAACAGGAAAGAAUCGGAGGCUGAAGCAGGCAAAAGAAGAAGCCCAGGCAGAGAUUGAACAGUACCGCCUGCAGAGGGAGAAGGAGUUCAAAGCCAAGGAAGCAGCGGCCCUUGGAUCUCAUGGCAGCUGCACCACUGAAGUUGAGAAGGAGACCCAGGAGAAGAUGAGUGUAAUCCAGCAGAACUUCCAGAAGAAUCGUGAGGCAGUCCUCUCCCAGCUGCUGUCACUAGUGUGUGACAUCAAACCUGAAAUCCAUGUGAAUUACCGCAUCAAUGGGUAGUAGUGGAAGAAUGGAUAAGCAUACUAGAAACGCUGGCGGUAACAUCUGAGCUUCAGGUGGAAUGUACAGCCCAUAGCCAUACCUUAGCUGUUCUUCUUGUAAAGGUGUUAAAUUAUUUCAAUGAGUUGCAGGUUAUCAAUAUCUUGUUGGAGUUCUGUUUGCCUCUUGACAUAGAUUCAGAGCUUAUUCAAACAUUAAAUGGCCAUGUCUCAGAUCUGUGCUAACUUGUGAAAUAAAUAUUCAAGUUGGCGCUCCCUUUUUUUCCCCUAGGUAGUAUUCAGUAAGCAGCUUUCCUCUGAGAAGUGGAAAAGGGAGACAGAGGUUUGCCAGGUUUGAAUGGAGAGCCUGCGUCAGUAUUUGUUAGAUCUGUGUUACUGUAUUCCUGUAGACCAAAAUGUAUCUUUUGAUGUGUGGUUAACCUUCAUAUAGGAUUAAGCCUAGUAAGAAGAAUUCUUCAGCUGUGUGGUACUGGCUGGUAAUCUUCAGGUGCUUAAGUUUCUCUGUAUUGAAUAUCCUCUGUAUAUUUUACUGUUAGCUUGAGUUACAAGUCUGGCGCUAUGACACUUGAAAGUAAAACACUUAUUUAACUCUAAA